AUGCUUAAGCUGGCAUCCUUUUCUGUGUUGGCCUUUAUUAUCCUGAACGUGCAAGGAUCAUUGGCCAACUCUCAGGACAAUCGGAACUCCGUUCGACUUCCGCAGGAUGCUCCCAUUCAUUGUGGAGAUUUCUGCCUUGCCAAACUCCAGCCGAUGAUGGAUUUGAUACUCGCGAUGAAUUCCAAAUUGGAAACGAUCCACAGCGAGCAGCAGUCCAUCAAGAUGCAACUCCUGGCCGUUCAGUCGACGGUGAAGGCCCAGCGGAAUUCCUUGAAGGACAUCACCACGAAGGAAGAGUUCGGAGCGACCCUCAGCGAGACGAAGGAAAAACUUAUGACCGAUUUGAAAAACCUUCUGCAGUAUAUACUGGCGAAUCUGAAGGACCAGCAGAAACCUCUUCUGGACUCCCUGCAAAGGACAUUCACAAAAGACGACUUGGAGAUGAGACUGAAUGUGACGGAAGAUCAACUUUUGGCCUCGAACUCCGAACUUAAGACCGAACUAAAGGAAAUGCGCACAGAUUUAAGAGAUCAGGAGAUAUCGAUGAAAACCAAACUGGAUGCCCAACUUUUAGAGAUUCAGGAAAAGCUGGAAGGCUUUAUGGCGAUAAAUUCCGAUAAGAUAACCCUAUUUCCAUGGCUCUUCCCCGAUGUUUCCGGCUAUUUGGCGCCUUUCAAAACCCAAGAGGAACGGUACUGGACUGUCAUCAAGAAGGAACAUGGCAAAGGCUUCCGGGAAGCCUGCUGCCGUUUUUAA
Molecule: messenger RNA, 756 nt
Organism: Drosophila takahashii
Lineage: Eukaryota; Metazoa; Arthropoda; Insecta; Diptera; Drosophilidae
Source: RefSeq, a predicted model, not a curated record